UUCAGGUGCUCAGAUCCGGCACAAGAGGAGGCGCAAGACGGCGGGAUAAGCUGAAUACACAGGGCAGCGGCCACUCCCGACCACACGGAGAUAGAGAGAGAGAGUGAGAGAGCUAACACUUCGGCUUUGUUUCAUUUCGCUAAUCACUGUUUGAUCCGGUGCGUCUCUUUGAUCUCCCCUAAAAUCAGUUCGCUCUCGAAGUGUGGGUGCAAAUCGUGUGCCUCUGAGUCCUUUCCUCUCCCUCUCUCUCUCUACCUAUCUAUCUUUAUCUCUGUAUAUUUCUCUCUCUCUGCCCUGCGUGGAGAUGUUUAAAAGGAGCAAAAGCGAAGUUUUAGUGGACGAUGAAACGUCCGAAGGGGAAGAGGACGCGCCCUGGCAUCGGGAGCGCGCGGAGAAGGAUAAAGAACCAGAGGGAACAGAGGAAGCACUGGGCCCCUCAACCAAGGACACCAAGGCCAAGAAGGUGAAGCCUAAGAAGGACAAAGGGGACAAGAAGCUAUUUCCUUCACAAGACGAUGAGCACUUCCUGCUUAAAGGAGUCACAGUGUCGCACAAAAAAGGGUCUGCUAAGAAGAGCCUGGAGGAAGAGAAGGAAAAAGCUAAAGCGCAUUCCGAGAAAGACCGUGUCCAAUGCCUUUGGGACAGCAUCACCAUGACCAUGCGUCAGAUCACCCCGAACCGGAAGCUGGACAGGAUGGAGGGCUGGGAGCCGCCGCAGCUGGGCGAGGAAGCCGAGGGGAAGAAGAGCGAGGGAGAAGGGAAGAAGAUCGAUUCGUCUCCGCUCUCUACCGGCCUCUCGCUGUCUCUGCCCAGCUCUUUGACCCUGCCGUCCUGGACGGGGAUCGGCUCAGAGGAAGACUCUUCACGCUACUCCAGUCUGAGCGAGCCUCAAGCCACGGGACCUUCGCAGUGGGCCGCUCGUGCUCGAGAUAAACUGGCGGCUGUGCGACGCCGCAGCCCCGGCAGCCAAUCAGAGAGUGCGUGGGAGGGGCUUAAGUGAGAAAUCCGACCUCUCCCUAGACCCCGUAUGACCCCGAACACUCAAGCGCAUGGAAACGUAACUCGGAUUGGAUAGCAUGCACAGAAACAAGCAAACAACAAAACAGAGGGAGCAGGUGAUCAGAAUGAGGACGUGCCCUUUUGAGUGUACUUGACGAAAAUGGUGUUUUUUUUUUUGUUGUUGUUUUUUUUUAAGGUCUAAAACAACACAGGACGAUAUCUGUUGAGAUCCUGUGGCUUUUGAAAUCAUUUGGUUAAACUUAAAAUGCUAUGAUGAAUCAGUUUCUCCUGUAAAACACACUGAGUGUAUGGACGGACUUCGCCGUAUCUGCUGCCUUUUUGACCAGUGACGCACGACCGUGGCACUGAAAUGCUUGUUAACGCUUGACCAAACCAUUUAAUAUUUAAUCAGAAUAAUUAAUUACAAUCAGCCUUAAAUUCUUUUUUUUAUUGUUUUGACCAAUUGGCUUAGCCCUUGUUUUUGAUGAAGAAUGUCCGCGUUGCUUGAAGCCACAGACAGGGGGCGAUGUAAGAGACUACUGUGCCUUAUGAGCUCUAAAAUGUACUGGGAUGUCGUGAUUAGUGCUUGAAAGUGAUGGAAAUCAUUUCAACAAUGCCUUAUACCACCUGACUGUGAAUACCACACAGUACUGUACCUUCACUGAUGCUUUUGUUCGAAUAACCAUUACAGAAAAGGAGUCAUUCAAAACACAUCAUGCUGUCGGUGGAAGCUUCCAACUCAGGCGUUUAGAGCGUUUAAUUCUAGACGGUGCAGACGUGUCAACCUUUUUGCAAUGCAGCUUCAUAUUUUACUAUCGGAGUAUGGGGUGCAGGUGAGCCAGUCGACACGUUCAUCUACAGUAUAGUAGUCUGUUGACUUGAUCUAACAUUACAAUGGUCAGAUAUAAUGAUAAUGAAAUCGAUUUACUGAUAAUGACUACACUGUUCUCCUGCUGCACGGAAAUAUUCCAAAUGUGGUCAAGCCCCAGUGACUACAGGAACUGGAGUGCGUAUGUAUACAGGGUUUUACAUUAACCAUCAGGUGCUUGGGCGGAAAAAUAAAGGUGCGAGUCAUCUGUUUUAGGUAACAUAUUAGGAAUAGAAAAGUUUUCCUAUUAAAUGCUGCAUGGAAACCUGUAUCAAGACAUGCUUUCCAUUUUCAAAUCAGGUGGCUUAUCUGGCCAAGUUGUCCAUUUUUUGACAAAAAAUACCAACAAGCCACUCGGGUGCCAGAUGAGUUGAGUCACUUGGGAUCCAACUCUUCUGGCUCCCCUAUAAAUGCAGACUCUUUAAAUUUAUAAGCAUAAAUUUAUUUUAUUUUAGGACAAAAUGUCAGAGAUGAUUGUGAAACCAAAGAACUUAUUCUUUUCAGUGGGUUGAGUCAUUUGGUUUGCCUCACCAAAGGACAAAAUACCAAUGAGUCACUUGGGUUCCAAUGGAGGUGGCAGUUAUUGGAGACCUGAGCCACUAAGGAGCCAACUUAGCUCCCAAAUAACUUUCCUCAUCAAUUAGAGUCUACCAAUUUUUGAGUCACUCAUGAGCCAAUACAUUAGGCUCCCAAAUGUCUUGGCUCUCCGAUUAGAGCACUUUUUGAGCCAUAAGCAGUUGGGACAAAAUGGCAGUGAGUUGAUUGUGACACUGAAGAGUUGACUCUUUUUUAGUGAGUUGGAUCAUUUGGUUUGCUAACUCAAUUGACCGGUUUAGAACAAAUUAUCAAUGAGCCACUUGGGUGCCAAUAAAGGUGGCUCUUUAUGGUGAGCUGACCGACUUGAGAGCCAAGUCUUUCAGCUACCAAAUGAAUCGGCUCUUCAAUUAGAGCUGACUCUUUUACUGUGAGUCAGCUCUAAUUGAUGAGCCGAGUUGACUCUUUUCACUUGGAAGCCAUUUUUUUUUUUCAGCUCCCCAAUGACUGGAGUCACCAUUUGGACCUGACUCUUUUACCAAGUCACUUGGAAACCAAAUAUUUUGCCACCUAAAUUACUUGACAUAUCAAUUAUAGUUGACUCUUUUCUGAAUCACUUGGGAGCCACAUCUUUCAGCUCCAAAAUGACUCGUCUCACCAUUUAGAUCUGACUUUUUUUCACUUGGAAACCAAAGCUUUUGAUUUCAAACAACUCGGUUCACCAAUUAGAACCGACUUUUUUCUUAGUCACUUGGAAGCCAUAUUUUUUAAAAAAUGAUUCUUUUUUUAUUUACUUGAAAACCAAAUUUAUCAGCUCCCAUUUAUCAAACUUCCCAUUUAGAUCUUUUACUUAGUCACUUGGAAACCAACCACUUAGAGUUGACUUUUUUUUUUUGUUUACCUAGUCACUUGAAAACUAAAUUGUUCGGCUCCCAAGUGACUCGGCUCACCCCUUAGAUCUGACUCCAUUUAUGAGUCACUUGGAGAUCAAAUCUUUUGACGAACAGAUGACUUGGCUCACCAGUUAGAACUGACUUUUUCUUAGUCACUUGGAAGCUAAAUUUUUCAGCUCCCCACAAUUGGGUUCACCAUUUAGAACUUUUUGAUUUACUUGGAAACCAAAUUUUUUAGCUCCCAAAUGACUUGUCCCACCAUUUAGAGUUGACUCUUUUUCUGAGUCACUUGUAAACCAAAUCUUUUGACAUCCAAACGACUUGGCUCACCAGUUAGUUGCUCUCCAAGAGUUGACUCUCAUCAGUGAGUUGAACCAAUUGGCUCAUCUCAUUUUAGGACAAAUACCAGUAAGCCAACACCACUUGACACUAAUGAGGUGUCAAAAUGAGUCUGUUUAUAUUGAUGAGCUGAGCUACUUUGAAUCCGACUCUUGAAUCCGUCUUUUGAAUAUCUAGUGCAUCCUGAUGCUUGCCAUAAACCCCUGCAUUAACACAUACUCCAGUUUUGGGAUGCCACAGGGUUACGUGCUAUUCCUCUUCAGGGUUGGCAGGUCUGCAGAUGAGAUCUUCACCUUAAAGGCAUUUGUAGAAUGUUAUCACAAGGUACAGUUUCUCACUGCCUUAUGAAAGCUUUACUACUGUAAGAUAUCCAUUCCCUUCCUCUUUUUUGAGCCUUAAAAAAACGAGUGAAACUACUGUAUGGCUACUGAUGCUGAAUUUCCUGCUUCAUCUUAUAAUUUACACUGAAGGAUUUUAAGAAGCAUUGGAAUAAAUACCAAAUUAACACACUGCAAAUAUAGUCGAUCGGCCAACACACACUUGCUACUGAUGAGUCAUGGAGGGUCAUGCAAAAUCUUUCAGGAUUCAGGCCUCAGUAUGAUGUAGCACACAUCAGGGAUUCUCUGUACUUCCACUGGUCUCAUUCUAACACACUUUCCCCUUCUGAUGUCGAUGCUGAUCUCUUUUUCUCUUUUGUUAAUUCGACUUGAUUUAGUUAUAACGGAGCCUCCACAUUGAUGCUCUCCAUAACUAGUCCAAAUCUGCCAAACCUCCACCGCGUGAACAAAGACAAUCAUGCUUGUCAAAAUUCUACUGAUGUUAAUAGGUUUGUGUAUACUUUUGCAUAAUGUCAAGUUCUUUUUGAAGUAUCAUUUUAAAUUAUAUAAGAUUUUUAUUUGAUUGUUCUGUUUGCUGAAAAUGUCUAAACCCUACUUCUAUCAUUUGAUUUUAAUCACCAGACUUUUGAUUCCAAAUAAAGCAUCUUUUCACA
Clarias gariepinus (North African catfish) is the source of this 4624-nucleotide messenger RNA. RefSeq lists its product as uncharacterized. The record is from RefSeq and is a predicted model, not a curated record. Gene Ontology annotation, biological process: spermatogenesis. The transcript is spliced from 4 exons. Lineage: Eukaryota; Metazoa; Chordata; Actinopteri; Siluriformes; Clariidae. Bases 305 to 1000 code for a protein of 231 amino acids. Gene Ontology annotation, cellular component: nucleus; cytosol.